AUGGGAGGGGGGGAUACCGCCAAGGACCCGUCGGGAAAGGGCGACGCGGCGACGCCGCACAAAUAUGCCGGGGUGGUUCACCCGAAUUUAAUCUAUUCCCGCAACCCUUUACACUCGGCGUCAUCGCCGAUCUCGCUGGGGAAAGAAACGAUCUAUUUCAAUCGCAUCCAACUACUUCGUCUACUGCUCAUUCGCUGCAAUGCGUUUACGAUGCUUAAACUCUACAAACAAGCCCUAGUGGACGCCACCGCCGCCGUGGAGGUUUCCGAGGGGAAAUCCGCCCAGGCCUAUCUCCAUUUAGGCCGGGAAUAUCGCCGAUUUUUGCGAAUUCCCGAGGCCGUCGCCGCCUUCGACGCCGCGGAAGGGAUAUUACGGGCCAUUCACCUCGCCGAUCUCGCCGGGCAUCCGACGAUUACGGAGGAUAUCCUGCCGGAGCCCCAGAGCGAUGCGGAUUUUUGGGCCCAACGCGGCUUUCGCGAGUGCGAUGUGCAAAAACUUCAUCUUCGUCGGGAGCAAUUCGAAGCGUCGUCGUUUUCCACCACGGGCAUUUCUGUGGGAGUCGGGGUUUCCCGCGCGGGGAAUACCUUGGACAGUGCGCAGGAAAAGGAUCACAAUGGAGAGAGGGAUUCCAACGGGGAAAAGGAUGACGACGAGGAAACGGACGCGGGGGCUCCUGAGGAGGAGGCCGACACGCGUUGUCUUCGACUUUUCGGGAUGACCGCGGGGGAGCUCGCGGGGUGGCGGCAUCACGCCCGCGAGGCCCGCUCCGUGAUGGCUGUGCAGGGCCACCACGCCUUGGCCCUGCCGAUGCACCACGCGAUUUUGACGCUCCUCACCCGGCGAAUCGCGGAGGUUCGCGGGGGGCUGUUGAUUUCGAUCGAAAACGCGCUGACGAUCCCGCUCGGCCUCGUCGGAUCGCUCGCGCCGGAUUGGGGCUUUUAUGUCGACUUCGACUUCCCGACGGGGAUUCGGCAUGGGCACUGCGGACUCGCGAUGCUUCAGCCGCGGCACUGGGGGGGCUACUCCGGGUGCGUGAUUUACGCCCUCGGGGAGACGCUCUGCUGCUUUUUUUACUUUGAGCGGACGAUAAUGGGGGCGAUUAAAUUCGGCGUUCACUUUCACGAGGUCCUCACCGAUGUCCUUCGGCAGGCGCUACGGCAGAAGGCGAACUCCACCGCGGUGGGGGCGGCGUUUUCCAGCCCAGGCCACGUCAUCGCCAAUGGCCAGCUCAACCACUCCCCCGCGGGUUCGAACGAGCUGCACACGCCGACGCUGAAAGGGAGCGUCCUGAUGAACAGCGCCACGGCGCACGCGAACCGGCUGGUGGCGUUAAACACUCUCCAGACGCCGCCCUCGACGACCUGGGAGGCCGUCCACACGACGAGCCUUCCGGACGGCCGCCUGGUGAAGGCCUCGGCGUUUCUGCAUGGGGCCCAGACGGUUUAUUUCGCCCUUUCCGAGAUCCCCCCGGUGCGGCUCAGCGCGGUGGAGAUGCUCCCCGCGCUGGAGUACGCCGGCCCGCUGGUCCUCAAGAAGCUGAGCGUGGUGAGCAAACGCUACCGCGCGAUGGUGAAUUAUUUGCCCCCGCCGAUGUUCUUCGGCGGCGAGCGGCAUGCCUAUCCAGAUUAUUGCACAAUGGGGGAUGGCCUGAGCUCGCCCUGGGUCUUUCGCGGGGGGCGGGCGAUGACCUGGCGGAUCCUCCUCGAGGCCACCACCCCGGACCACGAGGAGUUCCGCGUGGUGGCGGGGAAAGCCAACUUGGAGGGGGCCCCGCGUGCGAUUUUGUGCAUCGUUACCAGCGCCCCGAUGAAGGUGUCGGGGAUGGUGUAUUAUGGGGACUGCCGAUGCCCGCUCCUCGCGAUCCGCGAGAGCCGAAUGCCCUUUCGGAGCACGCUUUAUUUCACCACCCCCAACGCCCGGGGGUUCGCAAAUUGUCGGGUGGACCCCCGGCAGCACUUCACCCUCAGCCUCACCGCUGGCGGCCUCGAGGAGGUCCUUUACUGCGCCCACCCCCACUCCGAUGAGCGAGGGGAAGGGGAGGUGAAGGGGGGAGAAAUGGGGGGGGGGAGGGGAGGGGUGAUCCGAAUCACGCAAGGCUCCACCGGCGAGGAUACCGGCCCCUCGUCGGACCCUAACCUCCUCUCCAACUUCGUGUCGAGGACCUACAUGAAGCAAUUCCUCUUCAAACGCCCCGCGCGGGCGGGGGAGAAUAACGCCGGGGAUGCCAUAAAUGGCUCUGCCACCGCAGCAAAACUCCGGAUCUUCCCAGUCGGCUGCUGCCCUUUGAAGAAACGAACGGUGAUGGGGGAGAUAACGUUCAUGCCGGGCGCCGAUACGCUGCUCCUGACGGCGAUGGCUUUUUGCAUGAUUCGAUGGUAA
Messenger RNA from Phytomonas sp. Hart1, 2379 nucleotides. Lineage: Eukaryota; Euglenozoa; Kinetoplastea; Trypanosomatida; Trypanosomatidae. The record is from the annotation of a GenBank genome assembly.